AUGUCCACCAGCGAAAUUACCCGCCAAGUCGCUCAAGAAUGGUUUGGAUACGUCCAGAACCACCAUUAUGAGAAACUAGAUGCGCUCGCUACGCCCACCGCCAACUGGUGGGUUGGCGGGUCGAAGGACAAGAUCCCGGUGGCAGGAGAUAUGCCUUACCCUCAGCGUCGGCAGAGCACACAACAGCUAAACGAAGGCGCCGACAAAAGUUCCACGGAGCUCGUCGGGCUGACGGUCGACGGGAGCGUCGCUGUGCUCGAAGUUCACCGAACCCUUGACGGACCGGGCGAGAAGCAUUACGAUACAUAUGCGAUUGUGAAACUGAUACUUAACGAGGAGGGCAAGAUCCAGGAGGUUAGGGAGUAUUUGGAUUUCUUUGCGCUUUUCAAAUAUCUUGGUGUUCCAGGAUUCUAG
This is a messenger RNA of Psilocybe cubensis, 414 nucleotides long. RefSeq lists its product as uncharacterized. NCBI's taxonomy places the organism in Eukaryota, Fungi, Basidiomycota, Agaricomycetes, Agaricales, Agrocybaceae. Bases 1 to 414 code for a protein of 137 amino acids. The record is from RefSeq and is a predicted model, not a curated record. The transcript has a single exon.